Asparagus officinalis (garden asparagus) is the source of this 2777-nucleotide messenger RNA. RefSeq lists its product as uncharacterized. Gene Ontology annotation, biological process: male meiosis II. The record is from RefSeq and is a predicted model, not a curated record. Gene Ontology annotation, molecular function: protein binding. The transcript is spliced from 3 exons. Lineage: Eukaryota; Viridiplantae; Streptophyta; Magnoliopsida; Asparagales; Asparagaceae. The coding region runs from base 72 to 2342 and encodes 756 amino acids.
CUCUCUCUCUCUCUCUCUCUCUCUCUCUCUCUCUCUCUCUCUCCCGCGUUAGGGCUUGCGUCAUCACCUCGAUGUCCAAAUCCGCCAUCCAUCUAAACGUCGAUUCAGGCCCCAAGCAGGGCGAAACCCUAGAUCGCAAGCCCGGAACCCUAAUCCGCAUCGGCCGAGUUGUUAAGGGCAACACAUUGGCGAUAAAAGAAUCGUCCAUCUCCCAAAAGCACCUCACCAUCGAAUUCGAUGCCCAAAUCUGCCGAUGGGUCGUCAGAGAUCUAGACACCUCCAAUGGCACCUUCGUCAAUGGAGAUCGGGUGCCGUCCUCCGCCGCCGUCCAACUUUCUGACGGUGACACUGUCAAGAUCGGUGAGUGUACCUCUAUCUCCGUUAAGAUUUCAGUUAUUAAGGAGAAUUUGGGUGGGGUUAAGAGAAAUAGCGGGAAGAGAGGGAGGAGUAGAUCGACGAAAGAGGAUGGUGAUUGUGAAGAGAUUGGGGAUCGAAAUUGUGAGAGGGUUUCGACGAAAUACGAGAUUUUAGAUAGAUCUGAGGAGGUUUCAGAGAAUUUGAAGAGAGGGAGAAAACAAAAUACUAAGAGGGAUUUGAGUAAAGAUGAGAUUUUAGCUUCAGCAUUGGAUGAUGUAGUUGAGGCAAAGAAUUUGGCGAGGGUGAGGAGAAGAAAUCCUGUUAGGGUUUUGAAGGAAGACAAUGUUAUAGGUACCACUAUUGUUGAUAAGAUUGAGGUGCAUGAAAAUUUGAGGAGAUCAAACAAAGCUGAAGAAGUUGAAGAAAUCAGGAAACAAAACAAAGCUGAAAAAGUUGAAGAAAUCAGGAAACAAAAUUGUGAAAGCAUGAAAGAUGAUAAUUUGGAUUCAGUUGUUGAGGAUGGAGCUAAAGAGGUCCUGAUGAAUUUAGGGAAGGGGAAGAAGCAAAACCCUAUUAGAGCUUCGAAGAAAGAUAGGGUUUUGGAGUCAGCUUCUGAUGAAAGAAUUGAGGUGGUUCAGAAUUCGGGGAGAAUAGAAGGGAUUUCAAACAAAUAUGAAGUUACAGAAAUGGUUGUGGAGGAGAGAUUUAAGGCCCCAGGGAAUUUGGGGAGAGCAAGAAGAGGGAGAACAGUUAAAUUUCCAAUGGCAGAUGUUGUUGAGGAUAGUAUUAAUGUGCCAAAGAAUCGAGGAAGAGGGAGAAGGGCCACUUCAGCUCAAAUUUUAGAGAAAGAUCCAAGUUUGGAUUUAGAUGUAGUAGAUAAAACUGAGCAGCCCAAGGACCUGCACAAGCAAAGGGGGCGAAAUUCUUCUAGUGUUUCCAUUGACAGUGAGAAUUUGGAACCAGUUGUAGAGAGCAGUAUUAAAGCCCCAGUGGAACUUUUAGUUUCCAAGAAAGACGGGGUUCUGGAGGACAAUGCUGAAGUACCAAAAACCAUGGUUGGACGAAGAAAGACCAGGUCUACUAAGGUUUCAGUGAAGGAUGACAUUUCAAAUUUGAUUGUUGACGAUAAUAUUCGAGCACUGAAGAAUGUGGGUAGACGUAAAAAUACUAGCUCUUCUACGGUUUCAACCUUAGACGAGACUUUGCACUCAGUUGUGGAAGAUAUAACUGAGGUGCCAAAGAAAUUGAGGAGGGGAAAAAGGAAGGCUAAUUUGAAGGUUUUAAAUAUAGAUGAGACAUCUGAGGCAGUGAUGCAGGCUGCAGAUGAAGAGGCGAAGAAUGUUGGUAGAGCAAAACCAAAUAAUGUGAGUAGAGGUAGAAGUACUAGCUCUUCUGGGGUUGCAACCUUAGAUGAGAUUUUGAACGCAAUUGCGGAGGAUGUUUCUGAAGUACCAAAGAAUUUGGGGAGGGGAAAAAAGAGAGCUAAUUCUAAAGUUUCAAAAUUAGAUGACAUAUCUGAAGUAGUUGUGCAUGAUGCAGUUGAAGAGGUGAAGAAUGUUGGUAGAGGAAAGUCAGGAAAGGCUCCAGCUCGAAUUACUAGAACCUCUUCUAGGGUUUCUACAGAUGAAAAAGUUCUCCAACCUGCUCAGGACCCAGUUUUAAGUACUAUAGAUAAAUUGCAUCAGUCAAAGGACCUAAGAGGAGGUUCCCAUCAGCUUACUGAGGCAGACAAGAUACAACUCAAUUCAAAUGAUAAAAAAAGCAAAAAUGGGGAAGAUAAAGAGAACUAUGUUUCAGUCAAGUGCCCGAAAACUGAGAGUCGCCGGGACUUGCUUAAGGUGUGGAAUGGAAAUGGUAUUCCGAAUACAACUACCAAAUAUAUGGAGGACAAAAAGGUUAGUUGGCAUGCCACUCCUUUUGAAGAGAGACUGGAGAAGGCCUUGUCAGAUGAUAAGCUUUAUCCCCAAAGGAAUCUUACUAAUUGACAACUAGUUGGGUUGACAACUAGUUGGGUGUAACGAUAAAGGCAGUGAUAGUGAGCGGUGCCCUGAGAAGCUCUCUGGACUUUUUGGCUGGUCAGAUAUAACUUCAUUGUGUUCUUUUCUGAUACUUGCUGACUGGGAAUCAUCUGAACCUUAUUUCUGUUCUUUCUUUUCUUUUUCUUUCUUUUUCGUUCAAGAAUUUGUUUGAGAUUCCUCAAGUGUUAGUGAUAGUUCGAAGAACAACUGUACCUCAUUAAGAUGCAAGGUAGCCACUUCAGUUGCACAUCAAAAUCUCUUUAUAUCAUGAUCAAUUUUGUUGUAAUACAAUGUAGAAAUUGUCCUUUGCUCCUCCAUCGAUUAGUAGGGCUUGAACAAUGAUAAAGGACAGAGGUUUUGUCUAGGUACUAAAUGUGUAUCUUGUUGAUAACUCUUUUCUCA